UUUCAGUCUCUCCCUCGACCAAAAAUUAUACGCUUUGUUGAUGUGUCUGGAAUAUCGGUCGGGAAGAGACUUAAAAGAUUAUUCAAUUAUUGUUAAAACCUAAUUAAACUCAGAUUAUUUAUGCUACCGUUAAGGCUUCCUUUCUAGCUCUUAUUUGCGUUUGUUGCUUUUCGAGUCCCACGGACACAAUGUCUAAGCGAGGGGCGGAAGACUCCGCCGGAGGAGGUGCCACUCCCGGUAGCGGAGGCGGAGCGCCACCGCCAAUCAAGAAGGUUCACUUCGAACCGCACCUAAUCGGACCCAUUUCGACUCUGGAGGAAAUGGACAUCAAGGUACUCCAGUUCCAGAACAAGAAACUGGCCCAACGCAUUGAACAACGGGUCCGGUGCGAAGCAGAGCUUCGCCAGCGUAUCGAACAACUGGAGAAACGCCAGACGCAGGAUGAUGCCGUGCUGAACGUUGUCAAUCGGUACUGGAAUCAGCUCAACGAGGACAUCCGUGUGCUGCUGCAGCGAUUCGAUGCCGAAACGGCUGACGAGUUCGAGAAUAAGAACGAAAACGAAGUUACAACGUCCUUCUUGAUGCAACUUUCCACCUGGGACAAGGAAGAGCUAGAUGACAAACUGGCAAACCGGGUUCAGGUGUCGAAGCGAGCUGUUGCUAAAAUUGUUCAAGUUUUCGAUCGUCUUAUGCAGCGUAACGAGAAAAUAACGCUGGCAAUGAAAGGCGAAUCUGAUGAUCCGGACGCUCAAGUACCGGACAUUGACGAAACGUUGCGGCAAAGCUACACCGAAGUAAUGGCCGAGAAUCGUAACCUGCAGACCCAGAAUACGUUACUGCACGAGAAGUUCCACACGAUUUCUCUAAAAAUGAGCGAAAUUCAAGAUAUGCUGAAUGGAAAGGAUACGGAAUCAGCUGAACUGAAGAACCAGAUUGACGAUUUGCAAUAUGAGCUGGAGAAGGUACGCUGUAGGAAUGAUAAGUUGGAAAAUCAUCUGGCCGAAGCGAUUGAGAAGCUGAAGGCAUACCAUCAGCUACACGGAGAUAUUUCUAGCUCGGACAAAGACAAACAUUCUUCUUCGACAGCGAGCAGUGCUAAAGGUGGAUCUAUGACCAGUGUCGCCGCGCAACACUUGGAGGAUCUACAGAAAGAACUUGAGGAGUACAAGGAACUGGCCAACAAUCGCCUUCAGGAGCUGGACAAGUUGCAUUUGCAGCAUCGAGAAGCACUGAAGGAGGUGGAAAAGUUGAAGAUGGACAUACGUCAGCUGCCGGAGUCGGUGAUCGUAGAAACUACCGAAUACAAGUGCCUCCAGUCGCAAUUUUCCGUACUGUACAACGAGUCGAUGCAGAUUAAGACCCUGUUGGACGAAAGCCGUAAUCAGCUGCAGACGAGCAAGAAUCAGCAUUUACGACAGAUUGAGAUGAUGGAGAGCGAAGAGUUGAUUGCCCAGAAGCGCGUUCGUAGCGAUAUGAUACAGAUGGAAGAUGUGUUGUCGCAGAUUCGAAAAGAAUACGAGAUGUUAAGGAUUGAAUUUGAACAGAACAUGGCAGCAAACGAACAAACGGCACCCAUUAAUCGCGAAAUGCGGCAUUUGAUAACGUCACUGCAGAAUCACAACGGCCAGCUCAAGGGUGAAGUCCAGCGGUAUAAGAAAAAAUACAAGGAAGUGUCGGCGGAUAACGUGAAGUUGCGGAAAGAAUUGGAAGAGGUGACUGUGAAAUUGACGACGCUGCAGGAACAGCAGCAAGCAGAUAUUAAGAAGGAAAGUGAACAGGCAUCAGCAGCUUCCGGUAUCAAGGAGGAACCGGGAGCAUGUGAUGGAUUAAGUUCAUUGAAGGAUGAAAAUUCCGAUGAUCCUAGUUUAGGGGCGCUUAAAUCGGAGUCUGGGGAGGAAGGUGAUGGCAACGAUCCCAACGGUAUAAAGAAAGAAGAAAUCGGUCCGGAUGGGAAACCGAUUAAGACAGAAGCUCCUGGCACACCGAAAGGCGAAAAAGAUCAACGGGCAAAAAGCGCCGAAUCAGAUUUGGUACGGGACCUGCGCAAUCAAAUCAAGAAAGCCCUGAACGAUCAGAAAGAGAUGAAGCUCCUGUUAGACAUGUACAAAGGUGUGUCGAAAGAACAACGGGACAAAGUUCAACUGAUGGCUUCCGAGAAGAAGAAGUGUGCCGAAAUAGAUGAUUUGAAGAAUCAAAUGAAAAAACUUCAGGAUAGCAAACGAGAAGAUCGAAAGAAGCUAGCCGAUGAGGAAGCGCUGAAAAAGAUUAAACAGCUGGAGGAGCAGAAAUACGAAUUACAGAAGCAGGUUCAGAAUCAAAAGCAGCCAGACAGUGCGUGGAGCGGCGGCUAUAGGCCGUUCGUAGGAUCCCAUGUAGAAGAGGAAGCGCUACUGAACGAGAUGGAAGUGACCGGCCAGGCGUUCGAAGAUAUGCAGGAACAAAACUCUCGUCUGAUUCAGCAGCUGCGGGAAAAGGACGAUGCCAACUUCAAGCUGAUGUCCGAUCGAAUCAAGGCUAACCAAAUGCACAAACUGCUACGGGAGGAGAAACAGGUGCUGGAGGAUCAGGUAACAACCCGCGACAGCCAGAUCGAAGCGAUGCACGUCGUCCUACGGAAACUGGAGGAAAAGGAACGAAUCCUACAGAACACGGUAACCACCAUCGAGAAGGAGUUGGUGGCCCGCCAGCAAGCGAUGGAAAUGCACAAACGGAAGGCCAUCGAGUCGGCCCAGUCGGCCGCAGAUCUGAAACUUCAUCUCGAAAAGUACCACGCCCAAAUGAAGGAAGCACAGCAGGUGGUGGCGGAAAAGACGAGUUCACUGGAAGCCGAAGCGUACAAGACCAAGCGGCUGCAGGAGGAAUUGGCUCAGUUCAAGCGGAAGGCCGAACGUAUGAAGAAGAUCGAAAUGUCCGGCACUACAAUCGACGAGGUCAUGCUCGAGGAAAUCCGCGAGUACAAGGAAACCCUCACGUGCCCAUCGUGCAAAGUGAAGCGAAAGGAUGCCGUACUGUCCAAGUGUUUCCACGUGUUUUGUUACGACUGUCUGCGAACACGGUACGAAACCCGGCAGCGCAAGUGUCCUAAGUGCAACUGUGCCUUCGGGGCCAACGAUUACCAUCGACUUUAUUUGUCAACGUAAGAAAGGUUAGUCUGCGAAACGGUGUUUUCUAACAAGCUCAUUAUUAUUUAUGAAUGCAUAGAUAUUUUAGUUUUUUUCUUUUUUUUUUGUUUCUGUUUCUUCAAGCAAAUUAUGUUUUACAUUAUUUGAACAAUUCUAGUUUGAGCUAAACUAUUCAACAACGUGUCGGAAAGUUGAUGAAAUCAAAAUUGUCUACUCCUUCUAUUGACAAUGGGAAAUAUCUCCUUUUUUAGAGAUAUGAUAGUGUUCUUAAUGUUAAAAAAAUAAAAUACAUUCGACAUUUGUUCUCGAAUGUGCGCCAAAACAGCGUACAGUCGCGAGUACUGUUUCCAUAGCUGUGACCGGUAUUAAGCUUUUGUAUCAUCCAUGCUAAGUGAUAGUCUAAUGAAUUACAUUUGUAGCGUAACUUAGAAUUCAAAUACUAUCAAAUUUCCUUGUUUAGGAAGUAUUCAUUUCGAAGCAUUUUUGAAUAACAACAAAAACUCAACACCCGAAGAAUCAAUCAAUCACGACUACCCGAACUGUUUUAUUAUUUAAUAAUCAAAACUGCAUAGAUAAAUAAAUCCAUUGAACAGAAAA
Molecule: messenger RNA, 3719 nt
Organism: Malaya genurostris
Lineage: Eukaryota; Metazoa; Arthropoda; Insecta; Diptera; Culicidae
Gene: Bre1
Product: E3 ubiquitin-protein ligase Bre1
Exons: 6
Coding region: 189-3140 (983 amino acids)
Cellular component (GO): HULC complex; nucleus
Molecular function (GO): ubiquitin protein ligase activity; metal ion binding
Source: RefSeq, a predicted model, not a curated record